This is a messenger RNA of Macrobrachium nipponense, 1077 nucleotides long. Its product is annotated as ring-infected erythrocyte surface antigen-like. The coding region runs from base 1 to 1077 and encodes 358 amino acids. The record is from RefSeq and is a predicted model, not a curated record. NCBI's taxonomy places the organism in Eukaryota, Metazoa, Arthropoda, Malacostraca, Decapoda, Palaemonidae. The transcript is spliced from 2 exons.
AUGAAUGCUGAUAAUGAAAGUGAAAUAAUGAAGUAUAAUGAGAAAAUAAUGAGAAUAGAUUGGUCUCACAAGUCAGCAGGUUACUUGCAGAAGAAGACUGUACAAGAAAAUGUCCGCCAACAUUCUUCCAAAGUACAAGAAAAUGUCCGCCAACAUUCUUCCAAAGUACAACUAAAUGUCCGCCAACAUUCUUCCAAAGUACAAGUAAAUGUCCUCCAACAUUCUUCCAAAGUAGAAGAAAAUGUCCUCCAACAUUCUUCCAAAGUACAAGAAAAUGUCCGCCAACAUUCUUCCAAAGUACAAGAAAAUGUCCGCCAACAUUCUUCCAAAGUACAAGAAAAUGUCCGCCAACAUUCUUCCAAAGUACAAGAAAAUGUCCUCCAACAUUCUUCCAAAGUACAAGAAAAUGUCCUCCAACAUUCUUCCAAAGUACAAGAAAAUGUCCGCCAACAUUCUUCCAAAGUACAAGAAAAUGUCCGCCAACAUUCUUCCAAAGUACAAGAAAAUGUCCGCCAACAUUCUUCCAAAGUACAAGAAAAUGUCCUCCAACAUUCUUCCAAAGUACAAGAAAAUGUCCGCCAACAUUCUUCCAAAGUACAAGUAAAUGUCCGCCAACAUUCUUCCAAAUUACAAGUAAAUGUCCGCCAACAUUCUUCCAAAGUACAACUAAAUGUCCGCCAACAUUCUUCCAAAGUACAAGUAAAUGUCCGCCAACAUUCUUCCAAAGUACAAGAAAAUGUCCGCCAACAUUCUUCCAAAGUACAAGAAAAUGUCCGCCAACAUUCUUCCAAAGUACAAGAAAAUGUCCGCCAACAUUCUUCCAAAGUACAAGUAAAUGUCCUCCAACAUUCUUCCAAAGUACAACUAAAUGUCCUCCAACAUUCUUCCAAAGUAGAAGUAAAUGUCCUCCAACAUUCUUCCAAAGUACAAGUAAAUGUCCGCCAACAUUCUUCCAAAGUACAAGUAAAUGUCCUCCAACAUUCUUCCAAAGUACAAGUUAAUGUCCGCCAACAUUCUUCCAAAGUACAAGUAAAUGUCCACCAACAUUCUUCCAAAGUACAAGAAAAUGUACUUUGA